CUCCCGAGCCGGAGUUUUAACUUUCAUCGAAUCCAAGUCGAUUUCAAAUUCUGCUUAAACUUCCCCACCAUCGAUAUCAACCAGUCAUCAUAAACUCUUUACUUACUCACCUCGAUUACGUCUGCAUUUAUUGGCAGCUUUUUUGGCAAUAUUAUCUCGCAAAAAGAAAUCAAAAACUCAAGAAACUAUCGAUCCAUCGCUUUCUGCGCUUUCCUUCAUCCUCAGGUUCAAUUUCGGUCUUGAAGAAGAAUCAAGGCUGAUAAUCUUUUCAAGCAUCAUCAACAUCAAAUCCCUUCAACCCCGAAUGAGCAAGACCGACCGUUCAAGUUCAUUCUGCGUUUCCUCUCCUAACCCUGACACAGUCGGAGGCAGUUGUUUCUCCAGCUUAUCAAUCGAUCUCCGCUCAAGAGUUCAACUUGCUACUCAACCCAUCGAUUCAUCCCCAACAUCAAUGAAAGACUCCUUCGGACUUUCCCUCUACAUCUUCUCCGUCGGUCCACGAGCGCUGCAAGCACCAUUCUUGGCAGGUCUAGACCCUACUCCAAUCAACCGCCGACUCUAGUCUCUCCUCGCCUUCUUAUCUGGCUAGCUCGAAUUAUUCCCGGGCUUCUCAAUCACAAACAAACAUUCUGGACAACAACUAACAACCUGAGAAAUUUGCUCAAACAUUGUCUAGUCAUCUCCUAUAAAAAUGGUCGCCAUCAAGAGCCUUACGCAACUCUCCCUCUCUCGCUCCGCUUCUCAAAACUCUACUCCCCGGUCUAUGACCUCAUCGCCCUCACCUACCACGGUUCAGCCCACCGUCCCUUCUCGCUUAACUUCCAACGAGGAUUACUACCUCUCUGACGAACAAUUGGUCAUUCAUCGGCCCACGCCUCGCACCAAAUCAGCCAGUUCGAUGGCUCCUAAGAGUGACUUGAAUAUCACUUACACCACCCCUCCCAAUGUGCAGCUUUCUUGGGGUAACUCCAACGACGAACCGCAUGUCGUGGCCCCUCUGCCUGCUAAGCCAUCUUCACUGGUACCCUUGACUCGUAGGCCUCAUCACACGAUGGUAAUGGCGCCUGCGCCUACUGUGGCAUGCGGUCACACAAUCCAACCUACUCCUCACACCUCUGGAGCCCACAGGCCUCUUCUAUCAACUUUGCUAUCUGUCAGCACGAAGGCGUCUCCUAACAUCAGUCGAGCUAGUUCACCCAAGGAAGUCGCUCAUGUGGGCCCUUCGCCAUUGACCCAGGAUGCUAAAAUGCCUCUUCAACAACUAGAGGCUAGCUAUGUCAGCAAGGUCGGCACUCGAAUGAGGGACCUGGUCAACAAGGUUUUCCCGUCGGCCGUUGAGAAUGGCUUGGCCUGCAAUGGGCGCUCUGCCCCAAAGCCUACGGUCGCUUCUUCGUUUUCAGAAGCUUUGAGACAUGAGCUUACUGUUGCCAGCCGCGAUUCGUACAUCCUACGAGCUUUAUUGCGCACAGCUAUCAUCCCGGCUCUCACCAUAUAUGUGGGACGUUUAGACCCGCUACUUGUGCCCAUUGCUUCCAACCCAUCGCUACUUUUCGUUCCCAAGAAUGCGAAGGAGGUCGAUGGUUCUCUUCCACUGGAGUUGCGGUACAACAUCGAAGUCGUCAAAUCUGCCUGGGUGGUUCGCAAUUGUGUUGAUGAGAUUUGUGCUGGUGUAGGGUGGGAAGGUGAAGUCCCAAAGGUCUUAUUGGAUGGUCUCGGUCCGUUCGGUUCAAAGCUCGAUGCGAUUAUUCAACGCUUCAUGGGGCCUUACUUGAUGGAGAUCAAAAGCCAAGUUAUGUCGCGAAUCUCGCGUUUUCGGCUUAGUGAUCCUAACGGCCUUCAGUCAUCACUCAAGGUCUUGCCUCUUGCACUCGGUCGCGCCUCUGGAGUCGGCGUUUUGAGCAGCUCCUGGGGUUCACCUGCACACACCCCCGACCAUCUCAGCGAACUCACUUCGAUUCUCGAGGGCGUCCGCCGGCUCUUGAUGGUCAAGCUCGCUUGCGGACCGGAAAGUAAGAAGUGGAUGGUUAGUGUGGCUUCACAAGCUGUCUGGAAAGGCAUGUUGGCCUUUGCGGCCCGACCGGCUGUCCCAUCGUACGGUCAACCACCAUUACAGCUUCCUACCGUACAUCACGACUCUGCGUACUUGGGACUCCGAGGGGCUCGCCAUAUUCUUCGAGGCGUGAAAAGAUCACCUUCUCCUCCACUCACGCCCGAAUAUGUAAUCUACAAUGAGCUGGCAUUGGAGGUCAAAGCCUUUUCGGUAACGAUCAACCAGUUUGUGAAGGACAUCGCUGGACUAGGUCAGAACGACAAUGCCGGUGCUUCACUUACUCCAAACAGUCUCGAUUGUGUUUUUUGCACACACGGCUUCCUGGUCAAUACGGGCGACGAUGGAGAUCUGGUGCGGGACGCCAUGAAUGAAGCUCUAGAGGCUUUAUCGGCCUUUCAACUCAUUUUACUUGCACUACUUCAUCCAGCCAAGCUGUACAAUUGUCUCGAGGCCUCUGUAGCCAACAACGGCCUGUCUCUCAACAAUCACGAUCGUGGUCACAUCCCCGGUACAUCAAUCUGUUUGACCUUGACACGAGCAUUACAAGAGCUGCCGCCGUUGAUACUGUCACACGCUAUUGGAUCCCGGAUUUCUAAAAGGUCUGGAUUCAGAUUGCCUCACGAGAUUUGGGGAGAGAGUUGGAGCGAGUACGAAAGCGAGCUAAAAGGGUUUGUGGCGGCUGAGUCUUGGACCCCCGAGAUCGGCACUGAGAUGAUGAGGGAGAUUAAAAGGAUUGUCAAGCAUGACAAAGGAGAUGACACAGGAUUAACUGGUCAAGAUAAAGAAAUGAUGGGGUUGCUUGAAUAUGUUUGUAAAUUUCAAAUCGGCAUUUGAAGUAAGUUGUUAAUCGGAAGUUGAGAAACUCUUUCGUGUUCUUCAUCUGUUGAUUGUGAAGUUUUUUCCUUUUCGAAUCUUUUUUUUCUUAUUAUUGAAACACAUUUAUUUGACUUCUUGUGUGAUUGAGAAGAAGUAAAGAAUCUGUUUGAUUUGUCGUUGUUGUUUUUUUUAAUUAGAAAGUUAAAGUGUCUUGUUAUUCACUAAUUCUUUUUUUUUGCUUUCUCGAUUAGUGUUUCACAUUUUGAUUUUUGAUUUUUUUUUCUUCUCUCUCUCUCUCUUGGCAACUUAUUUAACAUCUUUUUUUAUGUCAAUUAAUUUUUUUUAUCUUUUUAUCCCUUUAUGUUCUAAAAGAAAUCAUCAUUUUAUUUUUGAAUGAAAGUAAUUUUUGAGGAAGGUAACAUAUCCUCCAUUAACAAUUGUGAAUUUACUUGAGCUUGAUCUUUUAUCUGUGCUUUGGUUCGUCUCAAAUCAUGUAUCUUGGCUAUACGAUAAGAUUCUGAGUAGUUGUAUGAUUCCUGAUAAUUAUAUAGCGUUGAGCUGUCUUGUCCUCAU
Molecule: messenger RNA, 3439 nt
Organism: Melampsora larici-populina 98AG31
Lineage: Eukaryota; Fungi; Basidiomycota; Pucciniomycetes; Pucciniales; Melampsoraceae
Exons: 4
Coding region: 692-2884 (730 amino acids)
Source: RefSeq, a predicted model, not a curated record